Molecule: messenger RNA, 5953 nt
Organism: Vidua macroura (Pin-tailed whydah)
Lineage: Eukaryota; Metazoa; Chordata; Aves; Passeriformes; Viduidae
Gene: TMCC1
Product: transmembrane and coiled-coil domain family 1
Exons: 4
Coding region: 163-2094 (643 amino acids)
Biological process (GO): endosomal transport; membrane fission; endosome fission
Cellular component (GO): endomembrane system
Source: RefSeq, a predicted model, not a curated record
GCAUGAGAUCACCGUGGCACAGCUGCAUGUAUAGUCACUCUUGAAGCAAUUACACACGUAAUUGGCUGGCAAUCUUGGCAUUUUCAAAAUAAACACAAGCCUUUUAAAGAAAGGGGACAUAUUUAUGUAUGAAUAGUCAAAUAAACUUGUUGGGUGUCAUCAAUGGAGCCGUCUGGCACUGAACAGUUGUCUGAUGACCCUGAUCCUGGAGGCAAAUCCCAAGAUCAAGAGACCAAAAGACAACAUGAAUCAGAGCAAAAAUUAUCCAAAAUAACGCAUAAUGCUUUGGAGAACAUUAAUGUCAUUGGUCAAGGCUUGAAGCACCUGUUCCAGCAUCAGCGCAGGAGGUCGUCUGUUUCUCCACAUGAUGUCCAGCAAGCUCAGGCUGAGCUGGAGCCUGACCUGGAUUUGGAAAGCCAAAGCGUCUGUGCUGAAAUUGAUGGUGUCUCCACCCACCCCACAGCUCUGAACCGGGUGCUUCAGCAGAUCAGAGUGCCACCCAAAAUGAAGAGAGGGACCAGCCUGCACAGCAGGUGGGGCAAGGGAGAUGCCCCGAAAGGAAGCCCGCAGAUCAACAGAAGGUCUGCUCAGGAUAUUCAAUCGGGUCGGCCCAGAUCAUCAUCCACUACAGAUGCUCCCACAAACUUGUCUGUGAUGGAGAUUGCUUCUUCUAUCUAUGUAGGUGGAGAAGAGGCCACAGCAGCAGCAAUUGAGCGAUUGGAAGUCAGCAGCUUGGCGCAGACCUCCAGUGCCGUGGCCUCCAGCACUGAUGGCAGCAUCAAUGCAGACUCUGUUGAUGGGACCCCAGAUCCGCAGCGGACAAAAGUGGCCAUCACACACCUGCAGCAGAAGAUACUGAAGCUGACAGAGCAGAUCAAAAUUGAGCAAACAGCCCGUGAUGACAACGUGGCAGAGUACCUGAAAUUGGCCAACAAUGCAGACAAGCAGCAGAGUGCCCGCAUUAAGCAAGUGUUUGAGAAAAAAAAUCAAAAGUCAGCCCAGACCAUCUUGCAGCUGCAGAAGAAACUGGAACAUUACCAUCGAAAGCUGCGAGAGAUUGAACAGAAUGGGAUCCCUCGGCAGCCAAAGGAUGUCUUCAGGGAUAUGCAUCAGGGUUUGAAAGAUGUUGGAGCAAAAGUCACUGGCUUCAGUGAGGGAGUGGUAGACAGUGUAAAAGGUGGACUUUCCAGUUUCUCCCAGGCCACACAUUCAGCAGCAGGAGCUGUGGUUUCCAAACCCCGGGAGAUUGCCUCCCUCAUAAGGAACAAGUUUGGGAGUGCAGACAAUAUUGCUAAUCUGAAAGACUCCUUAGAAGAAGGCCAGGAAGAUGGGACAGGUGGCAAGGCUCUAGGUGUUAUUCAGAACUUUCAGUCAAGCCCAAAAUAUGGCAGUGAAGAGGAUUGCUCCAGUGCCACAUCAGGCUCGGUGGGAGCCAACAGUACAACAGGGGGCCCUGUGGGAGCUUCCAGCUCCAAAACAAACACUCUGGAUAUGCAGAGCUCAGGGUUUGAUGCAAUACUGCAUGAGAUUCAAGAAAUUCGAGAGACACAGGCAAGACUGGAAGAAUCAUUUGAGGACCUUAAGGUUCGCUACCAGAGGGAUUACACGUUGAUAAUGCAGACCCUGCAGGAGGAGCGGUACAGAUGUGAAAGACUUGAAGAGCAGUUAAAUGACCUGACUGAGCUCCACCAGAACGAGAUCCUCAAUUUAAAACAGGAGCUGGCCAGCAUGGAGGAAAAGAUUGCCUAUCAGUCUUAUGAGCGAGCCCGGGACAUCCAGGAGGCACUGGAAGCGUGCCAGACGCGCAUCUCCAAGAUGGAGCUGCAGCAGCAGCAGCAGCAAGUGGUGCAGUUGGAGGGGCUGGAGAAUGCCACGGCCAGAAACCUUCUGGGGAAGUUCAUCAACAUCUUGCUGGCUGUCAUGGCUGUCCUCCUCGUCUUUGUCUCCACCGUGGCCAACUGCGUCGUGCCCCUGAUGAAGACUCGCAAUAGGACGUUCAGCACUUUAUUUAUAGUGGUUUUCAUUGCCUUUUUGUGGAAGCACUGGGAUGCCAUCACCGGCUACUUGGAACGAUUCUUGUCUCCCCCCAGAUGAUGGUGGCAGGAAUGGGCUGCGCCGCUCCCUCCUGGCGCUCUUGGUGAGCAAGUGUGGCAAAGAUUAGUCAGAACUACUCUGCUGAAGUUUUAAAGUGUCCGAGUGAAUUUGUUUACAUUUAGAAUAACGUUUUUUCUCUGCAAGAUGCAUUGCAAUAGUAUUUUUUAGAUUUUAUUCAAGAACUCUUUUGGCGAGAAUCCUGGAUAAUUUUUAUGUAGCAUGGUUCUCUUUGGAUGCAAAUCUUAAGAUUCUUUAAAGUGUACAAAAGAAAUGAAUAAAAUACAGAAAUUUGGAGCAUACCAAUGGGCAAUUUAAAUUGUGGCUUGAACUACUGUACUAAACCUGUCAGGAAGAAGAGAACGUGGUUAGCUUAAGAUGAGCAAAGCUCAAAAUAGUGCACAGCCUUGAAUGAUGGUACCACAGCAAACCAGUAACACUAAACUUUUACUGUGAAGUCUGCUCACAUUCCAUGUCCAAGUGUAUGCGUUGAGUGGUUUCUUUCCUUAACAAGAGAAAAACAACAACGUGUGGAUCCCUCUCCCAGCUCAGCAUCUGGGUUCGCCGUUUGUGUUAACCUGACUUCAGUAACUUUCUGUAAGGCUGGCUAACUUGGCUGAGUAUAUGGAGUGGAAGCCUCAUGCCAUACACAGUAACUGCACAGUUGUGCUACAGUAUUUUGAAGUAGUCCUUGAAAUAUACUCUUUAAGCAGAAGCCCUUGGUCGCACUUUUAAGGUUUUUUUUAAUAUAUGUAUAUUCACAGAUUUAAAAAAAAUCCAAACAGCAUACUUGAAGAGUGUAAUACUCAAACUCUCAGUGCUUCCUUAUUGUUUCUAAUAGGAUUUUUUAUUAUUAUUAUAAUUAUAAUUAUUAUUAUUAUUAUUAUUGGGGUUUUUUUUUUGAAAGGGUUGGGAGGGUCAUUACUUUUUUUCUUUCAAAUAAAGAAGUGAUGUUUUUAAAUGAAGAAAUGCGUGAAUAAUUGUGAGCCGUCUUGUCCUGAAGCAGUUCUGAGGAGGGCAGAGAGUAGUUUCUAGUGUCAGCCUGUCGAAUGCAGCACUGUCCAUAUGCCAUUUGUCUGUCCUCCUGAGCUUAAAGAUGCAGCAUCAUGAAAAGCAUCUGUCUUCUCCACACCUUUUUGUCAUGCAGGGCUUUUGUUUCUUUUUCCACAUGUGAAGGAUGGUAUGUUUGUAUUUUUUGUUUGCAUUUUAGCUCUCAUUCCUGGCCUCAGGAUAAGAGCAAGGAAUUUCUGUUCAUCUCUUCCUAGGGAAAAGACAGGUUCUUUUGAGGAAAGAAAUACUGACUCAACAGUUCACUUAAUAGAAUGGUUAUCUCAAAAAUAGUUUUAUUAAAAAAAAAAAAAAAACAAACCCUGAAAAGUGAAACCAAAAUUUUCCUCCUGUUAGGCUCUGGUAAGAUUCCAUGUCGGUAUCUGUGGUGUGCCAUCCUCUUUUUCAGCCACAGGGGCCAACACUUGGUGCAGACACAUUUGUAAAUCUCGAAAGGAAACAUCAGCUUCAAAUGUAACCCCAAGUCCUCACAAUGUGCAAUUGCUGGUGACCUGUUGGUACAGGCAGGCAGCCCUCAAGUCCAAGGAAUCUGUGUUCAUUCUGUGCUGAUUUUUAACUGCUGUCCCUUUCACCAUAACAGUGCCACAAUUCAUCUUUUGUCUUCAUGAAAUCUAAAAAAAAACCUCCAGGAUUCUGUCAAAACCACUUACAGUGUUUAGUUAGGUCUUACUGUUUUCCUUCAUUCCAGGAUCAACUUCCCUCUAGGAAUCAGAUGUUGCCCAAGUGACCCAAACCAGUUGAAAUCUGCCCAUACAUAGGCAUGUAUGAGACAUGUACAACAUACAUAUAUACACAUAAAUGGGCAUUGUGCUAUGAUGCAGAUUCUGGGUUCUGAGAAAUUCCCUCAAACAAGGUUAAUACCUUGAGUGUUUUCUGAUUGCCAGCAAAGGCAAGCCCUCCACUGUCCAACCAUCUUUCUUCCUCCAAGGGUUCUUUUUUUCUGUAGUCACAGGAAACUCAGGUGCCCUUCCCCCAGGGAUCCCAGUACACCUCUCUGUCACCAUGUGCACUAAUCUGCUCCUGUCCUAAUUAAAACAAAGAUUGCCAUUUACAGCUGACUCAAGCCAAAACUGCUUGUGCUUUCUGCAGUGCCACAGCCAGAGCAGAGGUGCGUGGCCAUUCCCUCCCUUGCUUCUGGCUCCAGUGAGGCUCUUCUCUAGUGACUCACAAUUCUUGGCUAACUAUCAUCUUCCCAUUAUGCAGGUUUUAUCAGAAACAAAUGUGUGAAUAACAGUGAGAACUGAUUUGGCACAUAACUGAAAUACUUUGUUGCCUUUUUUUCUGAAACCUGGCCUUUGUACCUCUUUUUCUCAGUCUUGUUCACACUAGAAUUGCUUAAGGUAGGUUUUUAUGUGGUUAAAUCAGGAAGGAGUUAAAAGCCAAUGGCUCUGGACACUCAGUGUCUGUAGUAUUUAAGGAAGUGUUUGUCCCUCUUCUUUAAAUCCUAAUUUCAUUUAUUUUCUCAACACUGUAAUAUUCAGUAAAUACCAUUUACCAGCUUUGCCAGAAGGUGCAGGCUUAAUAGAAACUGACAUCUCAGAACUCUUUGGUGAAGGCCAUAUACAUAUGGGUCUGGACAGUGUCUGUCUCUUUCUCUCUCAACAGUUUCUUCCAUUCCAGAAAGUUGUCUGCAGUAAUGUCAUAUAUGAUGCUGCAUCCACUUCUCAUAUCCUAACACAACUGCCAUGAGUUUUGCCUUUUGCACUAGCAGAACAUUUUGGGGUUUUCCUCCCUCUUCAACUUGAAAGUCUGUGAUGAUUUCUGAUAGCUUAAUGAUGAUGUUGUUGGAAAUGUGAUUCUAGCUUUAAAGCUCCCUUUCCUUGUACAUGGUUGUGUUUGCUUUCCUGAUGGAGUGUUUCUGGAUGACGUAGAGGACAGUUCUGCUGUGGAUGUGAGUGCGUGUGUGAGUACCUUUAAUAGCCUCUUUUGUAGAUAAAAACUUUUUAGUGACCAUCUCUGCGUUGCAGAAUGUUUCCCAAAACAUUUCAUAUUUGGAGUUGAAGUGAUUCAGAAAUUGCUUAGAUGUGUUUAGCACAUACUGCCUUGGCACAUAAGAAGGGAAAAAUAUAAUGGGCUGUGUAAGUUCCAAGAGCAGCACCUCCUCAUUAACAUUUGAGGGUUCAAGUGAAGUUCAUCUGUUUCCCCCAUUUCCUUCAAUAUAAAGAAGAAAGAAAAUCUUGAUGCAAAAAAAAAAAAAAAUAGUUUUAAAAUUUUUAUAAAGUUGUUUUUUUCUCUCAGCCUCGUUAGUUUAGUUCAAGGAUACUCAGCAUGCUCCCAGCAGUUGCUCUAUUGGUUUAUUCCAGUCCCAUGCGUGCUUAGGUGGGAUCAGAUGAACUGCUGACUUAUGUGCGUGUUAAACUGGGACAGGAAAGCACUGUCUGUCAGCUUUGAAAAUAUGCAUUUUUUAAAUUAAAAAAAGAAAAGGCAUUAUAACAAAAGAAGCCAAGCUACAAAGGGUUCAAGAUUGGGUAGUUUUGCCAGUUUUUAAAUGAAUUCUGAAAGUGGCUAAAGAGUUACCCUGUGUGUCUGUGUUGUGUAUGCCAGGUGGUAUAGUUGUAGGCAAUUGACUUAGCUGUAAGUGUGUUUUAAAAGUGUAAAAAAAUAAACAGAAAAACUCACUUGCACGGGCUGAAAAGUACAGAAAUGACACUUGUGAACGUAACACUGUAGUUUAUAGAUCUUAAGCUGCUAAUUGUUGAGAGAGAUUUACAUUUGUCUUGUCUGAUUGUCACAGAUUUAUCUGUGGCACUUUUACUGUAUAUAAAAAACUUUAAAUAAAGACCUCAGCUAUUAA